CGCUCCUCUCCUCCUCCAUUCCUCCCUUCAUUCGACCUCCCCUCCGGAGCCGCCGUGCCCACCAGGGUCGUAUUGCCUUGCUGGUGUAAGCCCUCCCUUCCAGAAGACCUGCUCUGGCCCACCUCAGUCUCCCUCAGAACAGCGGAAGGGGGCUGCAGAGCGAUAAAAAUUUAUGUUUUCAUCAAGCCGUGCCAAGGAGAAUGGGGGUCCCACACCCAAAAGAAUGAAGACACGACAGAACAAGGACUCGAUGUCUAUGCGGAGUGGACGGAAGAAAGAGACUCCAGGGCCCCGAGAGGAGCUCAGGUCACGGGGUCGAGCUUCCCCCAGUGGUGUAAGCACCUCCAGCAGUGAUGGCAAAGCUGAGAAGUCCCGACAAGCAACAAAGAAAGGCCGGGUGGAGGAAUCCUGCACCCCCAAGGGCAGCAAGCAGAGCCGAACAGAAGAGAUCUCUGAAAGUGAGGGGGAGGACAGCAAUGCUCCUAAAAAGACCAAAACUGAGGAAUUACCCUGUCCUCCAUCCCCUUCUGACGUUGACAGCCUCGAUGGCCACAGCUUCAAUGAUGAGAUGAGCAGCGACCCACGGGACAUUGACCAGGAUAACAGGAGCACCUCACCCAGUGUCUACAGCCCUGGCAGUGUGGAGAAUGACUCCGACUCCUCCUCCGUGCUGUCCCAGGGCCCAUCCCUCUCCUACCACCAUCCUCCGCUCUUCCCCCAGAGCCCUCCGGUCGCCCCCACUUCUGACAACCUGGCCCGUCCACCUGAGCCUGGUUUCAGUCUCCCAGGCGAGGCCCACCCCCAGGGCCCCACUGGUGGAGGCUACCACUCCCAGCUGGAGGGCCAGGCCUCCCGCAUUUUCCAGGCUCCAGCCCCACAGACACCAGCCUCCUCUUCUUCUGCCGUUGCCACCACUUCUGCCCCCUGCUCUUCUUCCUCCUCCUCUUCUUCCACUUCCACCCACGCUCCUCUCUACCCUACGGCCAAUGUGGUUCAAGUUGGUUCCAAAAUUGCUGGUGGAGCAGGGGGGCUCUCAGCACCGGGGAGUCGUGAGCAGACCCUCAGCGCCAAGCACAAUCCACCACCCACCACUCCCAUCUCACUGGCGUCGGUGGUUGGGGGGUUGCCCCCUCAGAAGACUUCCCCAGCCAACCCACCGCCUGCUCCCCCAGCCUCUGCACCUUCCUUCCCGCAUGUCUCAGCCAACCUGCCACCCCCACCAGCCCUACGCCCACUGAACAAUGUGGCAGCUGCCUCCAGCUCCCCAGGGAUGGCAGGGCAGGCCUUGAGUGGGCACAUGGCAUCACCCCAUGGGAUAGGCCAGGACAAGGCACAGCCCCUGGCCCCCUCACGCUACCCCUAUGCCCCUCCGCAGCUGCCACCCUCCAGUUCCUCUUCCCAGUACCCACAGCCCUCCCCCACCCAGCCCUUGCCCAGUUACACUGCCUCCUAUGGGCACUCCUUUCCCCCGCCCAGCGGCCUUUCAGUGUCCAGCCAGCCCCCCAAGUACACCCAGCCCUCCCUACCCUCACAACCUGUAUGGAGCCAGGCCCCUCCUCCCUACAGCCGCCCCCUGGGCAAUGCCAGCUCGCAUCUCCCAGCCUCCUUCCCCGGUCAGUCUCCUCAUCACCAGCAACCACCGCAGCAGCACCACCAUGGCCACAGCAGUGGUGGGGGGGUCUCCCCAGCUGUAGCAGCAGCCCCCCCACAACCCCCUGGGGGCUAUCCCCAUGCCCUGGAGUCCAAUAGCCAUCACCCAUCUCAUGCCACAUAUGGGUUGCGCCUCUACCCUCCCCACAGCCAGGCCACUUACAGCCAGGCUCCCUCAGCUGCUACAGCCCCUUCUUCCUCCUCCUCCUGUUCCUCCUCAUCUUCUUCUUCCUCCUCCUCCACCUCUUCCCAGGGAAGCUACCCUUCCAUAUGCACUCAUCCCCCAGGGCAGAGUCCUGCCACCUACACCUUCCCCCCGCCCCCACCCCCCUCCCCGGCCCAUGGUGCUGGCCCUCCAGUCACCUCUGCAGCCACCACCCUCUCUACUGUCAUCACCACCAUGGCCUCUCCAUCUGCGGCCCCCUACAAGACCGUCUCGCCCCCAAUGCCUCCCUCAGCUGUGGCCCCAUAUGGGAAAUGCGCAGCCUCCCCUGUCCCCACCUUCCAGCCCCCAGCUCCCUACAAGCCAAGCUCUCCUCCAGCUUCCUCGGCUGCUCCAUUCCGGGCUGCAACCCCCCCAGGCUACCGGGUAGCAUCCUCUCCUGUGGCCAGUGGCUACAAGGCCGCCUCACCCACCCCGCCUGCCCCACCGCUGCCAGGGAGCUUAGCCACCCCAGCCCCACCACUGCCGCUCAGCGCAGCCCAGAUCAAGCAGGAACCAUCAGAGGAGUAUGAGCCCCCAGAGAGCCCUGUGCCACCUGCUCGCAGCCCCUCACCGCCACCCAAGGUAGUGGAUGUGCCAAGCCAUGCCAGCCAGUCGGCCAGGUUCAACAAGCACCUGGACCGUGGCUUCAACUCCUGCUCCCGCACAGACUUGUACUUUGUGCCCCUUGAUGGCUCCAAGCUGGCCAAGAAGAGGGCAGACCUGGUGGAGAAAGUGCGGCGGGAGGCCGAGCAAAAGGCUCGGGAGGAGAAGGAACGAGAGCGGGAACGAGAGCGAGAGAAGGAACGGGAGCGGGAGAAGGAGCGGGAGCUGGAGAGGAGCGUGAAGAUGGCCCAGGAGGGCCGGCCAGUGGAGUGUUCCUCACUGGGGCCCGUCCCCCACCGCCCUUCCUUUGAGCAGGGCAGCGCUGUAGCAACCGUGCCCCCCUACCUGGGCCCUGACACCCCGGCCCUACGCACACUCAGUGAAUACGCCCGGCCCCACGUCAUGUCCCCCAGCAACCGCAACCACCCUUUCUACGUGCCGCUGGGUGCCAUCGACCCAGGCCUGCUGGGCUACAACGUGCCAGCCAUCUACAGCAGCGACCCAGCCACACGGGAGCGGGAGCUGAGGGAGAGGGAAGCCCGUGAGAGAGAUCUGAGAGACCGGGACCUGCGUGAGCGCCUCAAGCCUGGAUUUGAAGUCAAGCCAGCUGAGCUGGAGCAGCUCCAUGCCGUUCCAGCUGCUGCCAUGGAUCCAUUCCCACGCCAUGGUGGGCUCAGCCUGCAGACAGCUCCCGGUCUCCAUCCCGCCUUUCCCUUCCAUCCUGGGCUGGGCCACUUGGAGAGGGAGAGGCUGGCGCUGGCAGCUGGCCCCACUCUGCGUCCUGACAUGUCUUAUGCUGAGCGCCUGGCAGCCGAGCGCCAGCAUGCCGAGCGGGUGGCUGCUCUCAGCAAUGACCCGCUGGCCCGGCUGCAGAUGCUCAAUGUGACGCCUCAUCACCAUCAGCAUUCCCACAUCCACUCCCACCUACACCUCCACCAGCAGGAUGCCAUACACGCAGCCUCAGCCUCUGUCCACCCUCUGAUCGACCCCCUUGCCUCGGGAUCGCACCUCACUCGGAUCCCAUACCCAGCUGGCACCAUCCCCAACCCUCUGCUCCCUCACCCUCUCCAUGAGAACGAAGUGCUGCGCCACCAGCUCUUUGCUGCUCCCUAUAGAGACCUGCCAGGAUCUCUCUCUGCCCCCAUGUCGGCAGCGCACCAGCUGCAGGCCAUGCACGCGCAGUCGGCCGAGUUGCAGCGCCUGGCUCUGGAGCAGCAGCAGUGGCUCCAUGCUCACCACCCUCUGCAUGGAGUGCCACUCCCCACCCAAGAGGAUUACUACAGUCACCUGAAGAAGGAAAGUGAUAAACCCCUUUAAAUUGACUCCAACUGUCAACAUGACAUCCCUAUGUCUUUCUGUGAACCAACCAAAUCCCAGGGGAGGGGAAGCUGCAGUGAUGCGUGUCAAUCCUACCCUGCAGCACACUGCAAGAAAGGAUGGGACAGAACUAUGGUAUGGCAUCCUGGGAGCAGAAUGUGGAGGAAAGCACACAGGGAGGGACUGCAACACCAAUGAUCGACUUGAAAGGAUCUGUCCAUGAUGUCAGCAGAGCUCUGGAGGAAUUAAAAUCUGCAUCACAAAGAGCUCACAAAGAUAAAGACUCGUGUGAAUUCAAGAUUGCAGCAGCUCCAUCUUUCGUUUUGAGGGAGCAGUUGUGUUAACUAGAAAAGGACUCUCGGGACUUCAUGUACACAGUGCCGCCUUUCCUGCUUCUGUGAGCAGGAGCUGCAGCCACGACGCACCUCCAAACCCAGUGGAGCCUUUCUUCUAGAUGCCUCCUCUUCCCCCACACUGUAGGUGUAAGAUACUGCUUAGCGAUGCUGAAAAGCAACACGGAACUUAUUCAGAUGAGCCUGAGCAGCCUCUCAUUCUCCAGCCUCCCUUCAGAUGCGAGCAGUGCGUUCCCGGACCUUUGAAACACGGCACUGCUGCCCGCUGCCAAGGCAGCUCCAGGCUGCUGGGUACCAAGCUCUGUGGGACUGCUGGGCGCGGCCGUACUUCCCUCACACCUCACGGAUGGCCACGGCCCACAGGCACCCCUUGAUCCCAGUGCCAGGCCUGCCCCAGCGGCACCCCUGCCCUCACCCCCCCACUUGGUGUACUUUGACUCAUGCACAUCCUAUUAGACGUGGCAGUUUGAUGUAGCAACGUGUGUCCCCUUCCCCCGCGUGCGUGUCUGAUCUCACGGUUGUAUAACUCGAGCGGUCCCCAUAUAUAUAUUUACUUAACCAUUAAAAGGAAAAGGAAACCAA
Messenger RNA from Centrocercus urophasianus (Greater sage-grouse), 4710 nucleotides. It is a transcript of the gene ATN1, whose product is annotated as atrophin 1. NCBI's taxonomy places the organism in Eukaryota, Metazoa, Chordata, Aves, Galliformes, Phasianidae. The transcript is spliced from 10 exons. Gene Ontology annotation, cellular component: nucleus. Bases 173 to 3775 code for a protein of 1200 amino acids. The record is from RefSeq and is a predicted model, not a curated record. Gene Ontology annotation, molecular function: transcription corepressor activity.